UGCUCAUCCCAUGAGCUCUGUAGAGAUUGGUGAAAGUGUGAGAGGAGAAGAUGUGUAUAUCAUCCAGAGUGGCUGUGGAGAGAUUAAUGACAACUUAAUGGAACUACUCAUCAUGAUCAAUGCUUGCAAGAUUGCAUCAUCCUCCAGAGUGACUGCAGUAAUUCCAUGUUUUCCAUAUGCCAGGCAAGAUAAGAAAGACAAGAAGGGAGCCGUGGAGCGUUGGAGUCGUGCUCCAAUCUCUGCCAAACUUGUUGCCAACAUGCUGUCAGUUGCAGGAGCUGACCAUAUCAUCACUAUGGACUUGCACGCUUCUCAGAUACAGGGUUUCUUUGACAUUCCAGUAGAUAACCUGUAUGCAGAACCUGCAGUACUACAGUGGAUAAAAGAGAACAUUGCGGAGUGGAGAAAUUGUAUCAUAGUCUCACCUGAUGCAGGUGGUGCGAAAAGGGUUACUUCAAUCGCUGACAGACUAAACGUGGAAUUCGCUCUCAUUCAUAAGGAGCGGAAGAAAGCCAAUGAAGUAGACAGGAUGGUCUUGGUUGGUGAUGUGAAAGACAGAGUAGCUAUUCUUGUUGAUGAUAUGGCUGACACAUGUGGCACGAUAUGUCAUGCAGCAGACAAGCUGGUGUCUGCUGGAGCCACUAAAGUUUAUGCUAUUCUGACUCAUGGAAUCUUUUCUGGUCCUGCUAUUUCUCGAAUUAAUAAUGCAGCUUUUGAGGCUGUAGUGGUAACAAAUACAAUCCCUCAAGAAGAGAAAAUGAAACACUGCCCUAAAAUUCAGUUUAUUGACAUUUCUAUGAUCCUGGCUGAGGCAAUUCGAAGAACACACAAUGGUGAAUCAGUGUCUUACCUGUUCAGUCACGUUCCCUUGUAAGUGCCAGGGGUUGUGCUGCAUCUUGGAGA
Messenger RNA from Tinamus guttatus (white-throated tinamou), 903 nucleotides. Lineage: Eukaryota; Metazoa; Chordata; Aves; Tinamiformes; Tinamidae. The record is from RefSeq and is a predicted model, not a curated record.